Molecule: messenger RNA, 1714 nt
Organism: Galendromus occidentalis (western predatory mite)
Lineage: Eukaryota; Metazoa; Arthropoda; Arachnida; Mesostigmata; Phytoseiidae
Product: kinesin light chain
Exons: 8
Coding region: 1-1602 (533 amino acids)
Biological process (GO): microtubule-based movement
Cellular component (GO): cytoplasm; kinesin complex
Molecular function (GO): kinesin binding
Source: RefSeq, a predicted model, not a curated record
AUGGUAUUUUCGGAAACGUUGCGCGCUUAUCGUAUCCGACGGAUUGAAGACAUCGGCAAAAUGACAGCAAUGAAUCAGGACGAGAUCAUCGCAAAUACAAAGACCGUCAUCCAGGUAGGCUCAGAAACAACUAAAAACGAACACAAUUCCAUCCUCGACGGCCUUGCCACCGUUCAAGAUGCGAACAAUUCGGUUGUUGACGAGAAGGUUACGUUUCUCCGACGGAGUUUGGAAUCAUUGGAGCUUGGCCUCGGUGAGGCGCAAGUCAUCAUGGCACUCGCCGCUCAUAUACAGCAGGUCGAGGCAGAGAAACAGAAGUUGAGGGCACAGGUCCGGCGGUUGUGUCAGGAGAACGCGUGGCUAAGGGACGAACUCGCAAAUACCCAACAGAAACUGCAGAGCUCUGAGCAAGUCGUUGCGCAACUAGAAGAAGAAAAGAAACAUUUGGAAUUCAUGAACUCCUUGAAAAAGUAUGAUGGCGAUUCGAAGGACGGUGAUAUGAUGAGUGCCUCGACCACUGGGGAUUCGAUGGGCGCGAACGGCGGCUGCCCUAACAAUAAUGAGGGCGGAUCAACGCCUUCAGGGGGCAUGUCAAAAAGCGUUUCCGACAUCGAUCUCGGAUUUCCCGAAGAAGACGAAACUCAGGAUCAGCAACAGGCCCAGCAGCAGAUCUCGGGCUACGAAAUUCCGGCGCGUUUGAAGACGCUGCACAAUCUCGUCAUUCAAUACGCAUCACAGGGCAGGUACGAAGUAGCGGUUCCGCUCUGCAAGCAAGCCUUGGACGACCUGAGAAAAACGUCGGGUCGCAAUCACCCCGACGUGGCCACAAUGCUGAACAUUCUCGCUUUAGUCUACCGAGAUCAGAACAAGUAUCGAGAUGCCGCCAAUCUGCUCAACGAUGCUUUAGAAAUCCGAGAAAAGACACUCGGUGAGAACCAUCCCGCCGUAGCAGCUACGCUCAACAAUCUGGCGGUGCUCUACGGUAAACGGGGCAAAUACCGUGAGGCCGAACCACUCUGUAUACGGGCGCUCCAGAUCCGGGAAAGAGUUUUAGGCCGCGAUCAUCCCGACGUCGCGAAACAGUUGAACAAUUUAGCUCUGCUGUGUCAGAACCAGUCGAAGUACGAUGAAGUCGAACAGUACUACCAGAGAGCUCUACAAAUCUACGAGACAGCGCUCGGACCCGAUGAUCCGAAUGUUGCCAAGACGAAAAAUAAUCUGGCGUCCGCUUACCUCAAACAAGGGAAAUACAAGGAAGCCGAGUUACUCUACAAACAGGUGUUGACGAAGGCCCACGAACGACGCUUCGGUCCCACUGACCCCAAGAACAAGCCCAUAUGGCAAUUAGCCGAAGAAAGAGAACUCAACAAAGAUAUGGGAGGAAUCGCGGCACCCACCGAACCUCAAUACAAAGCCACCGUCGACAACGCAACCGUCGCAACGACCUUGAAGAAUCUCGGCGCCAUCUACCGUAAGCAGGGCAAGUUCGAAGCGGCAGAGACAUUGGAAGACGUCGUGCUCCGCGCGCGGAAAGAGGAACAAGUUCGUAAUCUCAAUCGGCGGAGACGGGGAAGUCGUGAAGGAGUUAAUGAACCUCAAUGAGCAUCGAUUGAUGUGACGGGGGAAGCUUUCAUAUUCAUAAAAAAAGUUCGAUAACAAACAAAAACAGGAAGAUUAACAAAAUGGUAGAGUGAUAGAUCAGGAGGGAGGACAG